CCCGGCGCGACUUCCUGUUGUGCCCGCGCCCCGCCGCCGCCUCCGCCGCCGCCGCCCGGCGCCCCUCGCCCGCUCCCAGCGGCCCGGCGCGGCCGCCGCCCAUGGAUUUCACCUAGCGCGGCCGGCCAUGGCGGCGCAGUGCUGCUGCUGCAAGGCGCCCGGCGCCCAGGCCGCGCCCGCCCGCCCGCCGCCGGAGCCGCCGCCCGCCCUGGACGUGGCCUCGGCCUCCAGCGCGCAGCUCUUCCGCCUCCGCCACCUGCAGCUGGGCCUGGAGCUGCGGCCCGAGGCGCGCGAGCUGGCCGGCUGCCUGGUGCUCGAGCUGUGCGCGCUGCGGCCCGCGCCCCGCGCGCUCGUGCUCGACGCGCACCCGGCCCUGCGCCUGCACUCGGCCGCCUUCCGCCGCGCCCCCGCCCCCGCCGCCGCCGCCGCCGCCGAGCCGCCCUGCGCCUUCGCCUUCGCCGCCGCCGGGCCGGGGCCCGCGCCGCCGCCCCCGCUGCCCGCCUUCCCCGAGGCGCCCGGCGCCGAGCCCGACUGCUGCCCGCUGGCCUUCAGGGUGGACCCGUUCACCGACUACGGCUCGUCGCUCACCGUCACGCUGCCGCCCGAGCUGCAGGCGCACCAGCCCUUCCAGGUCAUCCUGCGCUACACCUCGACCGACGCCCCCGCCAUCUGGUGGCUGGACCCCGAGCUGACCUACGGCAACGCCAAGCCCUUCGUCUUCACCCAGGGCCACUCGGUGUGCAACCGUUCCUUCUUCCCCUGCUUCGACACGCCCGCCGUCAAGUGCACCUACUCAGCCGUCGUCAAGGCCCCGUCGGGGGUGCAGGUGCUGAUGAGUGCCACUCAGAGCACGUACGUGGAGGAGGAGGGCGUCUACCGCUUCCACAUGGAGCACCCCGUGCCCGCCUACCUCGUGGCCCUCGUGGCCGGGGACCUGCAGCCGGCAGACAUCGGGCCCAGGAGCCGCGUGUGGGCUGAGCCGUGCCUCCUGCCCACGGCCACCAGCAAGCUGUCGGGUGCAGUGGAGCAGUGGCUGAGCGCAGCCGAGCGGCUGUACGGGCCGUACAUGUGGGGCAGGUACGACAUUGUCUUCCUGCCACCCUCCUUCCCCAUCGUGGCCAUGGAGAACCCCUGCCUCACGUUCAUCAUCUCCUCCAUCCUGGAGAGCGACGAGUUCCUGGUCAUCGACGUCAUCCACGAAGUGGCCCACAGCUGGUUCGGCAAUGCCGUCACCAAUGCCACAUGGGAGGAGAUGUGGCUGAGCGAGGGCCUGGCCACCUAUGCCCAGCGCCGCAUCACCACUGAGACCUACGGGGCUGCCUUCACCUGUCUGGAUACGGCCUUCCGCCUAGAUGCCCUGCACAGGCAGAUGAAGCUGCUCGGAGAGGACAGCCCGGUCAGCAAGCUGCAGGUCAAGUUGGAGCCAGGCGUGAACCCCAGCCACCUGAUGAACCUGUUCACGUACGAGAAGGGCUACUGCUUUGUGUACUACCUGUCCCAGCUGUGCGGUGACCCCCAGCGCUUUGACGACUUUCUCCGAGCCUACGUGGAGAAGUACAAGUUCACCAGCGUGGUAGCCCUGGACCUGCUGGACUCCUUCCUGAGCUUCUUCCCGGAGCUGAAGGAGCAGAGCGUGGACUGUCGGGCAGGGCUGGAGUUCGAGCGCUGGCUCAACGCCACGGGCCCCCCGCUGGCCGAGCCGGACCUGUCUCAGGGCUCCAGCCUGACCCGGCCCGUGGAGGCCCUCUUCCAGCUGUGGACCGCAGAGCCCCUGGACCAGGCCGCCGCCUCCGCCAGCGCCAUCGACAUCUCCAAGUGGAGGACCUUCCAGACAGCGCUGUUCCUGGACCGGCUCCUGGAUGGGUCCCCGCUGCCCCAGGAGGUGGUGGUGCGCCUGUCCAAGUGCUACUCGUCCCUGCUGGACUCCAUGAACGCCGAGAUCCGCAUCCGCUGGCUGCAGAUCGUCGUCCGCAACGACUACUACCCCGACCUCCACCGCGUCCGGCGGUUCCUCGAGAGCCAGAUGUCCCGCAUGUACACCAUCCCACUGUACGAGGACCUCUGCACCGGCGCCCUCAAGUCCUUCGCCCUGGAGGUGUUCUACCAGACCCAGGGCCGGCUUCACCCCAACCUGCGCAGGACCAUCCAGCAGAUCCUGUCCCAGGGCCUGGGCCCCGGCGCCGAGCCCGGCGCGGAGCAGGUCGCCGCGGGAGCGGACUCGGAGGUGGACCCGGACGCUCCGGCCCUGCUGCUCGGGGACGAGGCCCCCGGCGGCGCCAUUUCUCUCAGGGACGUCAACGUGUCUGCCUAGCCCCGGCCCCCCAGACACCACGACUGUGCCUUCUGCGGCCCCGGGCCCGCCGCGACUGUGCCUCGGCUCCGGCCGCGAGCUCCCCGCUGUGGGCUCGGCCAGGGACUUCCUCGCGGCCGGCGGGGCGGUGGACCUGGUACCCCAGCUCCUUUGCACUGCAGGCCCCGGAGAGGCCAGCACGCGCCAUGCCUGUCUCGACACUGACCGCCGGGCACUGCCCCCGGGGUGACAGCCCCACAGUCCCACGGCGACUGCCACACUGUGCCUUACGUCCGCCGGAAGUCCAGGCCACGCUUCCUCACGCCGGGCCUCCCGCCCACGGAGUCCCGCCCCCGCUGCUGGGGUGGGCAGCCUCAGCUGGCCCCUGGCCAAGGACAAGGACACAGACAUGCCCUUCGUGUAGGGUCAGGGGACACUGAGGAGAGGGUGGACCUCCCUGGGGAGGGCGCCCCGGAAAGCCUUAGCCCCUCAGGGAACACGGGCCCCAGGACAGGACGCCUCCGGGCUGUAACACCCCCCAGGGGAGAGGGCAGGGGGGCUGGUGCUCUUUUCAGGCCUGCCUGCAGGGAGAGGCCUGGGGGCCCUGCACCGGGUCACCAUGAUCGUCCCAUUAAACCCCCACUCUGCAAACAGC
This is a messenger RNA of Hyaena hyaena (striped hyena), 2945 nucleotides long. RefSeq names its product arginyl aminopeptidase like 1 (gene RNPEPL1). NCBI's taxonomy places the organism in Eukaryota, Metazoa, Chordata, Mammalia, Carnivora, Hyaenidae. The record is from RefSeq and is a predicted model, not a curated record. Gene Ontology annotation, biological process: proteolysis. Gene Ontology annotation, molecular function: metalloaminopeptidase activity; zinc ion binding. Bases 128 to 2311 code for a protein of 727 amino acids. The transcript has 11 exons.